CCCGAUAAAUUCCACCACUUCCACCAGUAGGCUACAAAUUCUCACCUGCUCCCCUGUUUCUUGGUUCCCCUCCUCUUCCUCCUCACCUCUCAUCACACUGUCACACACCCUCACCUACCACUCUUCUUCUUCCUCCUCUCCUCUGACCUGCGGGUUGAUCGCCGGAGCGGCGACAAGAUGUUCGGCGGCGGCGGGCGGAAGCCGCUGGACUACGAGGAGCUGAACGAGAACGUCAAGAAGGUGCAGUACGCGGUGCGCGGUGAGCUCUACCUCCGCGCCUCCGAGCUCCAGAAGGAGGGCAAGAAGAUCAUCUUCACCAACGUCGGCAACCCGCACGCGCUCGGCCAGAAGCCGCUCACCUUCCCCCGCCAGGUGGUGGCGCUGUGCCAGGCGCCGUUCCUGCUCGAUGAUCCCAACGUCGGCCUUAUCUUCCCCGCCGACGCCAUCGCGCGAGCCAAGCACUACCUCUCCAUGGCACCCGGUGGUCUAGGUGCUUACAGUGAUUCUCGAGGUAUCCCUGGAGUAAGGAAGGAAGUCGCUGAGUUCAUCCAGAGGCGUGAUGGGUAUCCAAGUGAUCCAGAACUCAUUUACCUGACAGAUGGUGCCAGCAAAGGUGUGAUGCAAAUGCUGAAUACCAUUAUCAGAAAUGAGAGAGACGGGAUUCUGGUCCCUGUUCCACAAUACCCACUUUAUUCUGCUGCCAUUUCCCUGUUUGGUGGUUCUCUCGUUCCAUACUACUUAGAAGAAGAGGCUAACUGGGGACUUGAUUUCGUCAAUCUCCGACAGACCGUCCAAUCAGCCAGGUCAAAGGGAAUCACUGUUCGAGCAAUGGUGAUUAUAAACCCAGGAAACCCCACUGGCCAGUGCCUUAGUGAAGGAAGCAUUAAGGAACUUCUGAGCUUUUGCUUCCAGGAAAACUUGGUUCUGCUUGCGGAUGAAGUCUACCAACAGAACAUUUAUCAAGAUGAACGCCCAUUUAUAAGUGCUAGAAAGGUUCUGUUUGACAUGGGUCCUCCUAUGAGCAGGGAAGUUCAGCUAGUUUCUUUCCAUACCGUGUCGAAAGGAUAUUGGGGGGAGUGUGGACAGCGUGGAGGGUAUUUUGAAAUGACUAAUCUUCCUCCCAAGACAGUAGACGAGAUCUACAAGGUUGCAUCAAUUGCACUCAGUCCAAAUGUUCCUGGGCAGAUCUUUAUGGGUUUAAUGGUUAACCCUCCAAAGCCUGGAGAUAUCUCUUACCUGAAGUUUGCUGCUGAAAGCAAGGCUAUCCUUGAGUCUUUGAGGAGGAGAGCACGCCUGAUGACAGAUGGUUUCAAUAGUUGCCGAAAUGUUGUCUGCAAUUUCACAGAAGGAGCUAUGUACUCCUUUCCCCAAAUACGCCUACCACAAAGAGCUAUAGAUGCUGCCAACAGAGCUGGCAAAGCGGCCGAUGUUUUCUACUGCCUCAAGCUUCUCGAGGCAACUGGAAUAUCCACUGUUCCAGGCUCAGGUUUCGGCCAAAAAGAAGGGGUGUUCCACCUGAGGACGACCAUCCUGCCUGCGGAAGAGGACAUGCCUGCCAUCAUGUCCAGUUUCAAGAAGUUCAACGACUCCUUCAUGGAUGAAUACGAUGGCUACGGCGGUGGUAGUAGCUACUCCAGGAUGUGAGAAGAAUGCAAGAUGGCCAUGAUGAGAACUACUCCAGGAGAAGAGAGACAGAAUCUGCCUCAGCGUGGCUGAUCGAGCAGUUAUAAUUAAAGGAGACUGUUAAUUAAUUAAUUAAUCAAUCAAUCGAAAGGCUAAUUAUUUGCUGCAUUCUGUAACUCGGUCUACUGAAGAAAAAUGCUUCUUGUCGUUGAUUAUGCAUAAUGUAUAGGGGAAAAUUAUUUCUGCUCCGUGGGAAUUGAAUAAUAUGAGCACACCCACCGUUUACAGUCUACUGGUACAUAUGGUCAUGUAUGGCUGCAGUA
Oryza brachyantha (malo sina) is the source of this 1946-nucleotide messenger RNA. RefSeq names its product glutamate--glyoxylate aminotransferase 2-like. Gene Ontology annotation, biological process: photorespiration; biosynthetic process. The coding region runs from base 178 to 1644 and encodes 488 amino acids. Gene Ontology annotation, molecular function: L-alanine:glyoxylate transaminase activity; L-alanine:2-oxoglutarate transaminase activity; pyridoxal phosphate binding. The record is from RefSeq and is a predicted model, not a curated record. Lineage: Eukaryota; Viridiplantae; Streptophyta; Magnoliopsida; Poales; Poaceae. The transcript is spliced from 12 exons.